UGAACCAGCAGCCACACCACUAAGAGAAACACAGAGUGAGAUAAUACUAGGAGGGAGCAUCAGCAGGACGUUAUAGCACUGUUUGAAGAGGUUUCUGGAUGUUUCUGUGGGUUGUGAUGACCCUGCCAGUUGGAAGCCUGUGCUCUGGUGUUAGUUGGGGGACGGACCGCAGUUUUUUCUUCUGGAAUUUAUUUGUUGAAGACUUAUUUUGACAUGACCAACUAUAACGGCAGCAUGAAUUUGGACCACUGCAACACCGUCAACGACCUCACGUACCAGGUCCUGUCCUGGCUUAUGGUUGGAGUGUUUGUGUUUGGUCUGCCUCUCAACAUCUCAGUCCUAUACAUCUUCCUUUUCAGGUUCAAGUUCUGGAAGACCAACAGCGUGUUCCUCUUCAACAUCGUAGUGGCCGACUUCCUGCUCAUGGUGUGCCUGCCAGCCAAGGCCUACAACUACCAGAACGGCCUCCGGCGCAGCAAGGAUAGGCCCCUAUGCCAGGUCAUGCUCUUCAUGCUCUUCAUAAACCGCGGGGCGAGCAUCGCCUUCCUCACCACACUGUCCAUCGACCGCUACUUCAAUGUGGUGCACCUGGGCAAGAGGAACUGCGUCAAAUUCCUCCGGAAGUCACCGUUGAUUUCGCUGCUCAUUUGGCUCCUCCUCCUGCCGCUCACCAUCCCCACCAUGGUCAACAGCUUCGAGUGCUGCAACAGCUAUGGGCGCGACGUCACUGACGUCUCCCACAACGUCACAGACACUUUUAGAGAGUUAGUCUUCUUCACCCAGAUCCUCAUCCCCUUCGUCAUCCUGGUGUACUGCACGGUGCGCAUCGUCCAGCGGCUGAGGAAGAAGACGGUGGGGGACAAGACCAAGCUGAGGAGGGCGGUGUUCCUGGUCACGUCAGUGGUCAUCGUCUUCUCCGUUUGCUUCCUGCCCUGCACCUUCGCGAGGGCAGUACUGCUGGCCAUACGUCUGCUGGAUAUGCAGAAGGUAGAACCCCAGGUGGCGCAGGUCUAUGACGGUCUCAUGGUCCUGUCCUACAUCGACUGUCUGUUGGACCCUCUGCUCUACUGCUUCUGCUGCUCAGGCUUUAGGGACGCCUAUAUGGAGGCCUUCUGUCCAGCUGUGCUCAUGAGGAGAAUGCCCUCCUUUGGCAACAGCACGAGAACCACCACAACAACAAACUCUGUUGGGCGGAUUGUCAAUGUGCCGCUGGUGCAAAAGUGAGGGCAUUCAUUCUAUUUCUAUUUGGUUUUCUGUUUUAGUACUACUCGUAAACAUCCAUUACAACACAGUCAGGCAGUCAGUCCCAACACAGUCAUUCACAACAAGGUCAGUCCCUAAACAGUCCUUAUACUGUCAGUCCAAACACAGUCAGUCCUAACAGUCAGUCGUAACACAGUCAGUCGUAACACAGUCAGUCCCAACCCAGUCAGCCCAAGGGCAUAUUCACACCAGGAAAGACCUUUAGCUCGCUCGCUUUGGUCCGGACCAAAUUACAAUGUUUAUCUUUUGGUUUGGUGCGGUUCCUUUUCACGUUCCAAUUUUCGCAGAAUUUGUCAACAAACCCGUAUGUCAAGAAAAAAAAGGGGGGAAAGUAAGUAAUCAAUCAUGGAUAUCCAGCGUGAUAUACAUUGAUCCGUGGACCGGUCGAACUCACACACCCUCAUCCUGAUGCUGAAUGUGCUAAAUGCAUCGGCAUCUUUAUGUGUGUUUUCAAGUAUUUUUAUGUGGGCGUCUGCCCAAAUAUCCAAUAGUCAUUCCGUCUCCUCUUUGCUCCAUGUUUAGCCGUGACUCAUUUUCAACCAACAGUCCGAAGAUGUGCUGCUAAUCUUAGAGGUACCACUAAUCGAACAGUAAUUCCAAAGAGGAAUAUAAUUUUUAGAACAGGAUCGGACUGAGGUGCAGUCGCUUUAACGUCUCAAGCUAACCGCACCAGGGUUCGUUUGGAAGCGAACCGAGACCACCGGCUGGGUCUCGGAAAGGCUGUUUGGUCCACUCCCGAGUUAGAUGGUCGGUAUUCACACCAGCCCAAAAGGUCCACACCAGGGAUUAUUUUGCUUUAGUGCGAACCAGGUGUGAAUACGCCCUAACACAGUCAGUCGUAACACAGUCAGUAAGUUCCAAUACAAUCAGUCGUAACACAGUCAGUCCUAACACAGGCAGUGGUAAAUAAACAGUCAAUCAUAACAUAGUCAGUCACAUUACCAUCAGUCACAACACAUUGAGUCGUAACACAGUCAGUUCUAACCCGCUGCUCUAAAGAGACACUUUAUUAUGCACACAUAAUGAUACCAUAGGAAGUGCCCCAGAAUGCGAGUAGAGUUGUGGGUAAGAUAAGAAGUUACUUUAGAUUAGAUAAGUCAAAACACGAGAAAGGCACUCUCUUGUGCUACUCACUCUGUCACUCUCUUAAGCUGCAGAGCAAGAUAUUUUAGGGCAAUAUAGACCACCUUCAAUUACCUUACAAAUAAUGUAUUGUUUGUGUGUGUUUUUGUAUUUGUUUUUAAAUUUUGUUUCAACAGAUUAUAAUUGAUGCAAACCAGUAUUGUGCAAUGUGACAAAAUGCACACUCUGCAAUUAAGCGGGCUUUUGGAAGCUGUCAUAAUUUGAUUGUUCUUUUUUGCUUGAAUAUAGAUUCUAUGAAUAUGUUUAUUUGGAGGAUCUGACUUGCUGAUUUGCUGUGGAUUGUUUGGUUGUACAUUAUCUAUCCAAACCGGAGGAAAUGCUUUUGAACUCUUUUAAAAUAAAUAUAAGAACGGCAAGUACUCUUUUCCUCUUCAUUUUCUCUGUAAGCUCUUUUAAAACGGUAACAACAAUAACCCGACAUUAGGGUACAAUAAAGGCUUUGAAGAUAUA
This is a messenger RNA of Gadus morhua (Atlantic cod), 2856 nucleotides long. RefSeq names its product 12-(S)-hydroxy-5,8,10,14-eicosatetraenoic acid receptor. The record is from RefSeq and is a predicted model, not a curated record. Gene Ontology annotation, molecular function: G protein-coupled receptor activity. Gene Ontology annotation, biological process: G protein-coupled receptor signaling pathway. Gene Ontology annotation, cellular component: membrane. The transcript is spliced from 3 exons. Lineage: Eukaryota; Metazoa; Chordata; Actinopteri; Gadiformes; Gadidae. Bases 214 to 1224 code for a protein of 336 amino acids.